Molecule: messenger RNA, 2335 nt
Organism: Hyaena hyaena (striped hyena)
Lineage: Eukaryota; Metazoa; Chordata; Mammalia; Carnivora; Hyaenidae
Gene: DEDD2
Product: death effector domain containing 2
Exons: 5
Coding region: 222-1205 (327 amino acids)
Biological process (GO): extrinsic apoptotic signaling pathway via death domain receptors; regulation of apoptotic process; apoptotic process
Cellular component (GO): nucleolus
Molecular function (GO): protein binding; DNA binding
Source: RefSeq, a predicted model, not a curated record
AAGGGGCGUGGCGGUCGCACCUGCGCGAGUUGGGGGAAGGAGGAGGGGCGAGGUGACGCAGGCGUAAUAAUAGAGAAGGUGCCAGAAAGAUCCAAAACAAGUGGCUGCGGCCGUAGCCCGGGAGUCGUGAGACGCCAGAACCUGGUGAGGAUCCAGAGAGGCUUGAGAGCGACUGGUGGCGGGCCCAGGUUCUGAGCUUGUGCCGCCCCCCUCCCCCGGGUAUGGCGCUGUCCGGGUUGACCCCGGCCCCGAGCUGGGAGGAGGAUGAAUGUCUGGACUACUACGGGAUGCUGUCGCUUCACCGCAUGUUCGAGGUGGUGGGCGGACAGCUGACCGAGUGCGAGCUGGAGCUGCUGGCCUUCCUGCUCGACGAGGCUCCCGGCGCGGCCGGCGGUCUGGCCCGCGCCCGAAGCGGCCUGGAGCUGCUGCUGGAGCUGGAGCGCCGCGGGCAGUGUGACGAGAGCAACCUUCGGCUGCUGGGGCAACUCCUGCGCGUGCUGGCGCGCCACGACCUGCUGCCGCACCUGGCGCGCAAGCGGCGCCGUCCAGUGUCUCCGGAACGUUACAACUACGGCACCUCCAGCUCUUCCUCAAAAAGGACAGAAGGCGGCCGUCGUCGCCGUCGCCAGUCAAGCAGUACCUCAAACGCCCAGCAGGGUCAGUGGGAGACAGGUUCCCCACCGACCAAGCGGCAGCGGCGGAGCCGGGGCCGGCCCAGCGGUGGUGCCAGGCGGCGGCGGAGAGGGACCCCGGCCACCCUCCCGCAGCAGCAGGAGCCAGCCAGACCUGCCUCAGAAGGCAAAGUGACCUGUGACAUCCGGCUCAGAGUGCGAGCAGAGUACUGUGAGCACGGGCCCGCCUUGGAGCAGGGCGUGGCAUCCCGGCGACCCCAGGCGCUGGCCCGGCAGCUGGACGUGUUUGGGCAGGCCACUGCAGUGCUGCGCUCCCGGGACCUGGGCUCCGUGGUGUGUGACAUCAAGUUCUCGGAGCUCUCCUAUCUGGACGCCUUCUGGGGCGAUUACCUGAGUGGCGCCCUGCUGCAGGCCCUGCGGGGCGUGUUCCUGACUGAGGCCCUUCGUGAGGCCGUGGGCCGGGAGGCUGUCCGCCUGCUGGUCAGUGUGGAUGAGGCCGACUACGAGGCUGGCCGGCGCCGCCUGCUGCUGAUGGAGGAGGAGGGGGGACGGCGCCCGACUGAGGCCUCCUGAUCCUGGACCUGGCAGGACUGAACCCACCUCCUAGCCUCUGGGCCACUUUCUCCCCCGGAGGACAUCCAUCUCUGCCCCUAGAGGACUAUCACUGCAGCAGCUCUGAGGACUGGGACAGGUGGCCUGGCCCCUUUACAGCCUCUCCCACAGGAUGUGGGCUUUGAGGCCUGAACCACUUCCACCUGAGUUUUCUUCCCCGCCUUCCCCCAGCCCUACCCCCAGGUGUGUUCUCUCAGCUUCAGGAGGCGGGGGGCACAGGCAUGCAGAUCGGAAAGGGAGGGAGGCAGGCAUACCUACACAGUCACCAAAGGCCCCCUGCACACCGUGUCCCUGACCCUGGGCUUUGUGCACACGUGCUCACUGCCCCCUCUGGAAUCUCCCCUGGCUGCCCUGGCCUGCUCCGUACAUGUCUUUGGCCUAAGGGCUUCUCUCUCAGGAUCUCUGAUUUUACUGCUCCCAACCCUGGACGCCAGCUACUCUGGGCUCUGGGGUUAGGGUGCACAUGGGGCCUGCUCACCUUGCCCUCACAUCUCUACAGCCAGCCAGGGCUCUGCCCAGCUUCCAUACACAGACCUGGCUCUCCACAUUCUCCUGCUCCCCAGAGUUGGCCGCAGACUGGCAUGUGGACCUACGCCUGGCGUGUCACACCGCAGUGCAGCAGCAUUAGACCAAGUGUGUUGUUGCCCAUGGGGCCAGGAUCAGAAGUCAUCUUCCUUCUCAGAAAGGGAAGGCAAAGGCUUGGGGCUGAUGGGAAAGGCCUUUUACAAAUGGCGCCAAUAAAACUGCCCUGGAUUGGGGCUUAGGGUGGGCAUCGAGGCUCCCUAGGACUCUUUCUUUAUGGGUGGAGGAAGGAGCUGAUGAGGGCCUGGGCCUAGUACCCAUCCUGGAGUUUCUGGCCCAGUAUCAGGCUAGAGGAAGCAGGAUACUGGAGUAUCCUCUGCCGCCAUAGGCUUGCCCUCCUCCUAUCCUCGGUUUCCUCAUCUGUCAAAGGAAAUACUGCCUUGGGGUCAUAACCUGUCCCAAUCUUGUUUGCGCACACUCGGCUGUUGUGUGUUCCUGGGAGCACUAGGGUGGUGUCAUUCACUGAGGUGGGCUAGCUAUUUAGCCCAAAGCUUUGGAAAGCAAAUGGA